Molecule: messenger RNA, 1600 nt
Organism: Morone saxatilis (striped sea-bass)
Lineage: Eukaryota; Metazoa; Chordata; Actinopteri; Moronidae
Gene: msx3
Product: muscle segment homeobox 3
Exons: 2
Coding region: 161-928 (255 amino acids)
Biological process (GO): regulation of transcription by RNA polymerase II; embryonic morphogenesis
Cellular component (GO): nucleus
Molecular function (GO): DNA-binding transcription factor activity, RNA polymerase II-specific; RNA polymerase II transcription regulatory region sequence-specific DNA binding
Source: RefSeq, a predicted model, not a curated record
CAUGGCACUUCACUGAAGAAGAGGCAAGUCCGUGCGUAAAAACUUAAAAGUUUACCAAGCAGCUGCGCAACACCAGAGGAACCUGGGCAACAGAUUCCCUCGAGUGAAAACACGAAAAAACAAAAACAGCAACGGAGAGAGCCGCAGGAAAAUUGAUUGUAUGGCACCUCAGUCGUGCGUAAUGAAUCCUGCGCAGGGAUCGCCGCCCUCGGCUGCUCCAGGGGAGACCCAACCAGAGGACCGAGCCGCUGGUGGCAUGGGAACUGACGAGCUGGACCUGUCAUCUGUCAGAAGGUGUAAAACCAAAAGUUUAGAUCUGCCUUUCAGUGUGGAGUCCCUCAUAUCAGACAGGACGCCGGACAGAAGCCUCCACUCCCCGGGGCCUGGCUCAGGAUGCGUCCGGGGAGAGGAGACCGAGUGUGCGUCACCGAGAGGACUUUAUCGGUCCAAAACCGAGGCGGUGGACUUUAGCGACAAGGAGACGAGCUCUUGGAUUCAGACUCCUUACGCAUCCCCAUCAAGACUCCCCAGCCCGCCCCCGUGCAAUCUACGGAAACACAAGAACAACAGGAAACCCAGAACUCCCUUUACAACCUCUCAGCUGCUUUCUCUGGAGAGGAAGUUCCGUCAGAAACAGUACCUCUCCAUCGCGGAGAGAGCGGAGUUCUCCAACUCCCUCAGCCUCACAGAGACCCAGGUCAAGAUCUGGUUUCAGAACCGCAGGGCCAAGGCCAAGAGACUGCAGGAGGCCGAGCUGGAGAAGCUCAAGCUGGCCGCAAAGCCGCUGCUGCCGGCCUUCGCCUUCCCCUUCCCCAUGAGCGCACCCAUGGGCGCCCCAUCCCUCUACGGGGCCCUGAACGGACCACGGCCUGCCUUACCUGUUCCAGGACUAUUCAGUGGACCAUAUGGGAUGUACUACUUGUCUUAACCCUCACUAACUUUGAACUGCAUCGUUGGGACAGCUGCCUUAAUAAAAGCCUUCAUACAGCAAAUAACACUGCAAAAAAUGUCCAUCUUAAAUCUGCCUGAUAUCUAAUAUUAAAAUAAUUUAAAAUAUAUUUUACAAUAGUGAAAAAAAUCUAAUUGUGUGAGAAGAAUAAUUUUUACACAAAUAUGCAAUCUGUCUUAAUUUUAAGAAACACCUGGAACAAGUGAAAUACUUUCACUCGAUAGUAAUGUUUCACAAUUUUUAAUUAACUUUAUGUUAAUUUAAAAUUAUGAAUUAUUUACAUUACGGUAAUUUAUUUGAUAACAUGGUAUUUUUUGCAGUGUAUUCAGUAAACUCUUUUAUUUUUAUUGACGGGCUCAUUUUUCGGAUUACAUUUUCAGAUAUCAUAUGUAUUGUAAGAUUUUCUAUUCCAAUAGAGCUAUUCCGUAAUUACUCAUUUUAACGUCGCAAGAGAAUUUGGUUAGUUAUUCAAAAGGCCUGUAGUUCUGAGUUUAAAGCAAUAACUCGUGAUGACUCCAGGUGUCCAUGUGAAUGGUUUAUGUUCAUACCAGAGGCCUUUAAAACUGUCUUACCUUAAAAAAGGAUACAGAUUUAUAUUUCAUCAGCAUCAUUCAUCAUCCAUUCAAAAACACGCUUAUAGCUGAGGGAUUU